This is a messenger RNA of Pelagomonas calceolata, 3162 nucleotides long. The record is from the annotation of a GenBank genome assembly. Lineage: Eukaryota; Pelagophyceae; Pelagomonadales; Pelagomonadaceae.
CGAGCCUCUGCCGUCUCUCACGGCCACACGCCGACGAGCAUUCGUCGUCGCACCGUCGCGAAGAAGCCACCUGGAAACAGCAGGCUCCUUGGCCGCGAGCGCGCCGCCGUCGAGCGCUCCAGGGGCAGCCUAGAGGCCAGCCCCACACCUGGACAGGACACGCCGGCGCCGCGCGCAGCCGACGAAACGCGACGAUGACCAAAGGACGACGGCGGCUCCAUGUAGUCUUACUCAUCACCAGUGCAAUAGCCUGCCCCGUCGGCCUCGACAACGGAGAAGUGUGCUCGGGCCACGGCGCGUGUGCCGAGCACGUCUCAAAAGGUAUUGAUGAAACGUGUGUUUGUGACUACGGCUUCUCGGGGCCGGACUGUUCGUUAAGGCUGUGUCCGGCAGCUAGAGCGUGGUCCGACUACGCCUCGGCCAAUAACACCGCGCACGCGAAACAUGUGGAGUGCGCGAACAUGGGCGACUGCGACCGGGACACGGGGCUCUGCGAAUGCCGGGACGGGUUUUCGGGCGACGCUUGUCAAAGAAUGAGAUGUCCGACCGGUACGUUGACCGGAAGUCCACCUAGGGAGUGCUAUGGCUAUGGAAGGUGUAUCAGUAUGCGAGAUGCCGCUCGGGAGGACAUGGACUGGGUCAGUAUACAUAGAAAAAGUACUACUUAUGACGAGUGGGACGCGGACAUGUUAUAUGGCUGCGUCUGCGAUGCGGGGUUUCAGGGCUGGGACUGCUCGCAGCGCAUCUGUCCGAAGGGCGACGACCCCCUGACUCCUGGUGAAGAUGAGGUCCAGCUCGUGGAGUGCACUUGCCUCGAGGCGGGCGGGUGUUCCAAUAAUACACUGUCGUUGACCUUCAAGGGCCAGCGAACAGAUCCCAUACCAGCCGAUGCCACGGCCGAUUUGUUGGAGUAUUUCCUCGAGAAAUUAUCCUCCAUUACGGAUGUCGAUGUGCACUACGACGGAGGCGGCGAGCUCGGCUCGUUAUGUUCGGCCGGCGGUACUACCGCUCGCAUAGCCUUCUUGAGAGAUUAUGGGGACGUGCCCUCGUUAAACUACACGACGAAGGCUUUGAGACCCGGCGAAGCGGGAAUUCCUAUCAGUAUGAACAUCAAGAAGAACGGCCAGUGUUCUUCACUACAUUCCACCACUUGUUCGGUAAGAGGCACGAAGGAGUACGCCGAAUGCUCGAACCGAGGCAUCUGCGACUCGAGGAGUGGACGAUGCACGUGCUACACCGGAUUUUCGAGUUCCGACGGCCGGGGCGGUUCUGGAUCAUAUGGGGACUGCGGGCAUUUACUGCCCAAUACGACCAUAGAAUGGCGCGAAGAUACGCAGCCAAAAGAUUACAACAAGCCCUGGUACCGCGACAUGAGCAAUCCUGUGGAUGGACCUUGUCCUAGGGUGGUCCCGGCGUGGAAUCCGAACUUGGGUCCGACGAUCUGUUCGGGCGUUGGCAUAUGUGACGCCGAUAAAAAGUGCAACUGCACGGAGGGCUACGAGGGCAACGCCUGCGAGUACAAGAUCUGCCCGUCCGGACGGGCCUGGUGGGACGAGGCCGUCGGUCCCAAUGAUGCUCACCAUGAAGUACCUUGUAGCCAUAGGGGUUUCUGCAACCGCGCGUCCGGGUAUUGCGAGUGCGACCGGGAGUUCGGGCUCGUUGGUGGUCCUUCCUCCUCGACCGAAGCCUGCAACGUCCUGAACUGCGACGAGAACAAGACCAUGUGCGGCCCUGUGUGGAAAUCAACCAGUGAGUUAGGUGGCCUUCGUGAGCCUCCACGCCAUCGAGCAGACGCAGCUACGGAGACACCAUCGCGUCGAUGGCGUGCGGCGCCUGAAAUUUGAUUUCCACACAGGUGCGGCCAGACCGGGUACUGCGCCACCAUGGCGGAACUAGCGGUCAAUGGUAUCCACUACAACGAAGACGGCACUCUGCAAAAAGUUAAUUAUUCGGACAUGUGGGACUCGCACAUGAUCCGGGGCUGCGCGUCGCCGCGUCCGUGUUGCCUUCCCGAGCUACCAUCGUACGCACCGGCCGUCGACGCGUCGCCUGGUCGCCAACGCGCGGCUCAGCACCCACGCCGUCGCCGCGCCGCCGCGACGUCGUCGCGCGGCAUUUCAGAGAGUCUACGUGCCUCGCGAGAGCCCCGGAUCGCCUCGAGACGGCUCAAAACCGAAAGAGAAACCACCCACGACCAUCGUCUGAUGGACACGAGUCGCGUCGACGGCGUGAGGGCGCCGCAGUCACGCCUCGCUCCCAUCGCAGGCCACUGCCUCAAGCCCGAGGGCGUCUACCAUACGUCUGGGUUUGUUCAUGCGAGAAAUAGGCAUUUACCGCGAGGCGGUAGUCGCAUGGCUCGGCCGCCCUGGGCCUUUGCCUUGACGGAGUGGACGGGGCGGACCUGUUCCCAAGCCUUCUGCCCGCGGGGCGACAACCCUUUUACCUUCGGGCAGAACGAGAUCCAACAAAUUAAUUGUUCGGCACCUACUCAAGAUCAUUUCAACUUAACUUUUGGAUUGUCGAAUGUUUCGGUACGAAUACCCUGGCACGCGACCGCCAAAGAACUUGAAUUGAGGCUGGAAACGUUACCUACUCUCCGAGACGUGAAUGUGUGGUACGCCAAUUCGACCACACCUGGAGGGUUCAUCGACCUCAAGAACUACGAGAACGAAAGCGUCUGUGGUCGAGAUCAGUUGGCCUACGUCGAGUUCAUAUCGGAUCGAGGGGAUGUUCCAAUGCUAGUCGCGACGACGUCGCCCUACUCGCUGAUAACGUUAAACAUCUCGGAAUGGAGGAAAGGAACGAAGGAGAACGUCGAGUGCUCCGGGAACGGCCUCUGCAACAGGGAUGUGGGCGUCUGCAAUUGUCUGGACGGCUUCGCAAGUAGUUCUGAUGUGAAGAAGGAAAAGUUCGGAGAAUAUGGAGAACGCGGCGACUGCGCCUUCCGCCACGGCGGCACGAAGGACGAGAAGUGGUUCACGUCUCCGGACACGGACCCGGGCUACGAGUACCUGUUCGAGGUGUCGACGGACGGCACGGAGAAGUGGCAGCGGGACAUGCCGGGGGGGAGCGCGUAAGGCUAUGCUGUAUCUAGCUUCUGUUGCGGUGCGAGGGCUUGUGGGCGGUCCCUGCGGUUGCGUAGGUCCAGAUAGAUAAUUGUUA